Molecule: messenger RNA, 6677 nt
Organism: Scatophagus argus
Lineage: Eukaryota; Metazoa; Chordata; Actinopteri; Scatophagidae
Product: microtubule-associated protein 1S-like
Exons: 10
Coding region: 25-4128 (1367 amino acids)
Biological process (GO): regulation of microtubule depolymerization; dendrite development; microtubule cytoskeleton organization
Cellular component (GO): microtubule; dendrite; microtubule associated complex
Molecular function (GO): actin binding; microtubule binding
Source: RefSeq, a predicted model, not a curated record
CACAUCCAGCACCAAGUUUCCAACAUGGCGUCCAACCGGGUGCCGGAGAGGGAGGUCCAGGAGGAGCCGAGGCGCAGCGCUGCGACCGCAAACCUCCACUUCUGCCUCCACAAACACUCGCUGCUCAUCAUUAUCGGACGGACUGCUCACCCCAGACAGGCGGGACACAUCAGCGGGGACAUUGAACGAGGUAUUCGGUCAUGGGACAUCGACUUAAAAUCCUGUAACCUGAAUCUCUAUUUCCAAGAAUUCCUCUCCCAUCACACGGCAUCUUUUAAGGCUGCAGGGCAGAAGUGUCUGCGCCACAGCACCAGAGUGUUGGACACUCAGGUGCUGAUCUGUCCAUCUCAGGAACAGGUUCGUUCAGAGGUGUUGACUCUGCUGUGCAGAGAGUCGGCCCACAAGCUGCUGAUCUUGACCGGACAGAGUGUGGAGGGAAGUGGAGACCUGCUGUUUCACAGAGGACUGUUCUCGCCACAUCAACUGAAAGAAAUACUGACAGAGCAAUUUAUAGAUGAAGAGAGCUCUGCCUCCUCCUCCUCCUCCAAACUCAGCCUGACCGUCAGCUGUCCCAACAUCGGCCAGUGGAGGAAGACUCUCUUGGGAAACCAGCCUCUGCAGGGUCCUUUCACGCUGCACAUCAAUCCCCCAGAGGUGCUGCCUGCCAUGGAGGCCUUGGGGGAAUUCAACUCCCUCAUCUCUGGAAUCCUUUCCCCUCCAUCUCCCUUUGACCUCCUGCCUCCUCCCUCCACUGUGGGUUUUCUGAAACUGUCCCGGCCUUGCUGCUACGUGUUCCCUGCCGGCCGCGGCGAUUGUGCCUUCUUUGCUGUUAAUGGGUUCACAGUGCUGGUGGAUGGCGGCUCAGACUCCCAGGCCUGUUUCUGGAAGCUGGUCCGCCACCUCGACCGAGUCGAUGCAGUUUUGUUGACACACAUUGGGACAGAGAACCUCCCUGGGGUCAACGCCUUCCUGGAGAGGAAGGUGGCGGAGUUGGAACUGAGCUUGGAUAUUAAAGAUGACUUGUCCAAGAGACUCAUCUCUCCUGAGCUUGGAGUUGUGUUCUUUAAUGCCCCUAACAGGUUGCAGGUGGAAGAACAGCCUUGUGUGGACAACGUCCUGAAGAGCACACAACAGGGGGCCCUAACCCUACAGUUGUUAAAGAAGUUAGACAUCACCCCACAGCCCCUGUUUCGACCACAGGGGAUCCCCGUUGAGCCACUAACCCUGUUCCAAAAGAUGGGAGUGGGACAGUUGGAUUUAUACAUUCUCAACCCUGGCAAAAACACAGAGGAAUACCAAACAUUCAUUCAAAACUGGCCCAAUGCAGUGCCAUCAGCAUCCAAAUCCCCAACCCUUCCUCUCACUGCUCUGGCAUCAGUGUGUGCCCUGCUCGUGUGGCACCCAGCAUGUCCGCAGGAGAAGGUCGUCAGAGUGCUGUUCCCUGGUGCUACCCCACAGGCAAAGCUGCUGCAGGGGCUGGAGAAGCUGAAGGGUCUGGCUUUCCUCCAGAAACCCACAGUGACCACUGGGGAUGUGGAGAGGUUAGGGGAGGACAGAAGAACCAAGAGGACAGAGAGCCAGGACAGUGGCAGGUCUCAAGUGAAGGAAUCAACAGCAAAGCAUGGAAAAGAUAGGGGAGUUAAAGAUGAGGGAAAGGAGGUACUGGUAAGGGAAAAAGGAAAAGUAUUAAAUGGAGUCAUGACAAGAGAUGCUGAUAAAACCAGAAACAAAGAGGCAGGUGUAAAGCAAAAAGCAGUAGCGUCAGAGAAGAAUACUUCAAAGAAAGGAGGAGGGAAGGAUGGGAAAAAGGAGGAGAAGCCUGGCAAUAGAGAGGAGAACAGCGUUAUGAGGAAUGAUCAGGGGAAAAAGGAUGUUCUUGCUCCGAAACCAAAGAAUGAAAAUAAAACUAAACUCAAAAAGGAAGCAAAAAAUGACUCUAAAACAGGGGUGAAGAAAACAAGAAAACCAUCAGGAAAGGAGGCAAAUAAUGGCAAGAAGGCACACAUGAACACUGAAUUGCCAAAUAGCAACUCAACAAACCCUGACACUGGGACUGUGUCAAAACCAGAGACCUUUGAUGCAGAGCAGAAUCAAAAACCUGAAAAAGAGUCUGAAGAGAACCCUUGUGGCUCCAAAAUGUCUACCCCUGAGGAUAUGACAGCUGACUUUCUCAGGCUCCAGGAGGAAACUGCAGCGCAGGUGGAAACAGCAGAUAAAAGAAAGCAGGAAAACAAUGAGUCAGGAAAUGAAAAGAGCCUUGGAGGUCUGAGCAAAGAGCCAAGUAAUGAAGUUGCUGAUACACUAGGGGGGGAAGAAGCAGCAGGUGGCGCAGGGAUAAUGGGAGAAGAAAGUGCUGAUAAUCGACAGCAAGACAAAGGCAGGACCCUAGAGAAAGCUGAUGCAGACCUACGGAAAGAGCCUUUAGACCAGUCUGGAAAUACUUCCAAGCCAGCCAAAGUUGUAGGUUUUCCAUCUCCUUUGAACAAGAGUGAACGCUCAGUCCAGCUCGACUUAACCCCGACUGAAUUCACUCUCCUGGAUGGGGCUUUGAAAUACAGCCCUCCGUCGCGGUCCUCUCCACAGAACCAGGCCCCAGUAAGCCCCGAUGAGGAGACUGUAGAGCCUGACUCCCCUGACUCCCGACCCAACAGUGCAGGCCACACUCCUUACUGUCUUUCCCCAGAUGAUGUGUGGUGCAACAGGGCCACUCUUAGCAGGUUACAGGCCCAGAUGGAUAACUUAGAGUCCAGUGAUAUCAACCAACCAAACGGAUCAUCUAUGCAAAGUGAGGGGCAGCUGUGCAAACUCAAAAUGACACAAGAGAGCCACGCAAACACCCGGGACAAGCACCUAAGUUUCCUGUCUUUGGGUACGUUCAAAGAAGGAUCUUCAGACCCCUCUCCAUCUGUUGCUACUACCACUACUACACACUCUAUGCCAGCAGAGGUGAGUUCGCCUCAGUCAACAGAAGUCGAUGAAUCGCUGUCCAUGUCUUUAGAGCAGGGACCAACCUCUGUGAGCCAAAGAGAAGGGGAUGACAGUUUUCAUCACUCCAGUUCCAAUGGAGGGCAUUUUGUGGGGAUGUCUUUACCAAUGAAGAAGCCUCCAAGAUCUUUAGUGCAGGGUUCAGAGAUUGGGCGGCCUCCAGCUCCUAACACACUUCAUUUUGAGACGUCAGCUCAUGAGGUGGAUCUAUGUCUGGUUUCUCCCUGUGAGUUCAAGCAUUUCAAACCAGCUGACUCCAGCUCAGGUGCAAGUGAGGCCCCCCGAGGAGGCUUUGCUUCACAUCAUCAUGGCAACAACAACAACAACCCCAAGGAUGCAUCACCCAGCGAGUCGAAUGCCCCCGUCUGCAUUGAGGACUGCCCGUCCACCACAGCAGAUGGAGUUCUUGACUCUGAUGACGAUGAGUCAUGUAGCGAGCCGUCUAACUCCCCCCAUGACCUCCGCACCAGUCAGGCUCUGCCCCAGGACCCUCUUCCAGCCCCCCUCAGGGACAGUCCGCCCUUGCCCCCGCAUCCUGAUACCUCCAUGCCUGUACCACAGUCUGACACAGAUGAUCACGGGAAGAGAGCUAAAGCCACUGGCAAGCGAGGGAAAAAAUCUCCAGCUGUUACUGAGGCCUCCCAAAGAUCAGGCUCAGGGAAAAGCAGGACAGGGAGCCAAAGUGGGACCGUAAAGGGAAUUGUCUCCUCUACUCGUAUGGCUUCUUCUAGUACGCGUUCAGCACCAGCAAAAUCCUCACCCAAUCCUGGCUCUAAGUCGACCUCUUCUGAGGAAGUCAGCGUGUAUGUGGACCUGGCUUAUAUUCCCUCUGGAGCCUCCUCUCCGACAGUCAAUGUUGACUUCUUUAGUUGCGUUCGCUCCUCCUGUUACAUCAUCAGUGGCGAAAGUCCAGAGAGAGAAGAGCUGCUGAGGCAUACACUGGAUGCACUGCUGGACAGCAAGAUAAACUGGCCUGACAGUAUGCAGGUGACAGUGAUCCCUACUUUUGAGUCAGUGCCGAUGCAGGAGUGGUACCAGCAGACCCUGGACAGGCAGAAGGAGCUGGGCAUCACAGUCCUGGGAUCUAACAGCACUGUCGCCAUGCAAGACGAGACCUUUCCUGCCUGCAAGAUAGAGUUUUAAGGCAGACUUCGGGAUGCAGAGUGGAUGUUAAAUAAGCAUAGAAAUGUGAAGCAGACAGGGUGAAAGGAGUAACAAGAUGUAUAAAGUUAGAAAGAAGUUUAUGAGGAAAAUGAAGGGCUUACAUGGCCUCUUACAUGGCAAGAACACAACCGAGUGGGUAAUUAUUUGGGAUGUUCACCACACCCCGUCCUGUUUAAUCACUUCUUUGUGGGAUUUUUGCGAGAGGAAGUCCUUAUUUCGUCCUUAAUCCGAGGAGAACAGACAUUCCUGUGGCGAGUUUUGCAUGAAUAUUUUGACCCAUGAUCCUGUGCAACACAGGAGAGGAGAUCAAACUGGCUGCAAGAGAAGCAUGUCUGGCUGCAAACAUGUGGAUGCACAUGAAAGCUGAUGUUGUGGAUUAGUCAAUGUAGUUAGCAUAUGUGGGGUUAAAGACGCUGUGUGUCAGCUCUUAAUACAUUCUGCGCUGAGGUGUCAUAGUAGUCUGUGCUAUGUUUAAAGGCCCAUUUUACUGCUUUUAGUGCUACAUUUGCAUCGUUUAUUUAGUUGAAGGAAUUCAAUUCAGCAAAUCACACUACUUCAGAUAUUCCCAAAUGGAAAGAGUGUGCAAACUGUUGUGUGUGAAAGCAUCUAUCACGUCAUCUUUCUCUUGAAAUUAUAUUUGUCUGAUGAGCGCAGAACGUGUCUGUAUCGUGAAAAGAUUCUUACGUCAAUGAUAUCGCAUUCACAGUGUUUGUUCAGGUGUUUGUUGUAAGCACUGUGUGUGCAAACUGCAUCAAAAAAAUAUUGGGACACUUUGGUUUAGCUGCUGACCUCGGGAUUUCAGAAAUAUUACAACCAGACGUGAGGUGUUUGAUGUUAGUGAGUGAUAAUCGUCUGCUGAAUUUGAGAUUACUGAAUCUGAGAGUGCAAAGACAAAUCUGUCAACAGGGAUUAGAGCACCAGAUUAAAUUUAAUAGCAUUACAGCAAUCAUCUUAGUAUAGUAAUUAAUUUUAAUCAAUUACAGGAAUUAGGACUCAGACAGCAAAUGCUGCUAUCGAAUUAGAUCUCAAUUUAUUUUCUUACUCGAUAAAAUGAAAGGUGAUGAGAUGUAUUUUGAUUGUGGAUAUGAUGGAUAUGAUCCUAAAUUUAUUGUGGACAAACUAUUUGCACAACAUAAAGCCAAGGUGUGGUCAUGGGUGGUUUCCAAAUACUACUUUUGACUCAUUAUUCCAGUUAAUUCCAAGCAUAACAGUAUACAAUUUGACAUUUGUUAAGAGUAAUUUUUCCAUUAAUUAAUGGCUACUUAAGUGUAAAUAGAGGAGUUCCUUUGUGGUUAUGAACCGCUGACGCUCUGAAUUCAGCUAACUAAACUAAUUCAUUAACUAACUAACAUGCUUCAGGAAAUUAUUAGGAAAUUACAGAUCAGUAAAAUAAUAAUAAUAACUGUAUUUAUAUAGCACUUUUCAAAACUCACAGUUACAAAGUACUUCACAAAAAAAAUAUAUAUUGCAAACCGAAAAGGACAAUCAAUGAUUAAUUAGAUAAAAUAGAGUAAAAUUCAAUAAAAUAAAAGUAAACAAGAUGAAGAUAAAGUAAAAUAACAAAUUGAGUUUGAUAGACUCAAUGACUAGGAAAAGCCAAGUGAUUAAAGUGAGUUUUAAGAAGAGAUUUAGCCCAUAAUAUGUAAUGUUUUACAGUGAGAUCCCUCCAGACUCAUCUGCAGGGGUGUUGGACUGAGGGGAAAAGGGGGACUGAGUAUAAACAAAGAUACCAGAAUGAAUAGCCGUGGAUUUGGGGAGGGGCCCCUAGAGAAGGCCUGUGAACAGGCUCCAGGAUUUUAGGCUGCACCCCUGCCUGUCCUGUCUGUCCACUGUUUUGUCCCUGGAUGCUCAAAAAUUAAUUUCUUAUUCUGGUGAGAUGAAAAACAAGUCACCACUGGAUAUCUUUGCCUUUGAAAGAAGUAGUUCACACAAAUUUGAAUGUGAAAUAGAGUUUCCUCAAUACCAAAGCAUGAGACUGCAAAGACCCCACUGGCUGUUGCUGCCUUCAAAUACAGAAAAAAUGUUAAAUAAUCUGAAAGAUAUUUUGUAAUUAUUUAAAUGCACUGUUAAACUUUAACCAGUUUUCUUUUUAAUUUUAAUAAGUUGUAGUUUGCACAAUCAUCUUCCAUUUCUUGUUAUAGUUUUCUCUAACUGUGUUUAAAUCACAUAUAUCGUCCUGUCCAAAUUAAUGAGAACCCUAAUGAUCCAGUAAGAAGAAAGGAGAGCUGAAGUAGCUCUGUAAUCAUGGAUAACAAUUAUUACUGUGAAUCCCACAGUAGACAAGUGAAUUGUAACUCUAUGUACGUGUCCCGCAUGUAUAAAAUACUGUAUGUACCGUAUGUUGUUUCAUUCAUGAUAUUCAUGAAGACAGAGAGAAAAGCACUGUGGGAGAGCAGGGUGGUGGAAUGAAAACGUUCUCUGCUGGGAUGAACAUUAAGAACCUUUCACUUUGUAACUGUCUGUAAGUACGUACAGAAAAAAAAAAAACGUGUGACGGUGUGUAUGAAUAAAGAAUGUGCAACACCAUC